GUUGUAACUACGUACACUGCGAGGAGACAGGACAGUCAGUAUAGCGAGCCGUUAAAAAUACUUGUCACGUUUUCUCUAAGAAGCUGAAUUACUGCAUAUAGAUCUGAAACAGCACUGAUACGGAUUUCUUGCUACAUCAGAGGGCGCCCCCUGUCUGUGCCUUGCCUCUCGGAAUGUCUAGUAUGGUGUUACUGUAGUGGAGAGAACCUUCACCGUCUAAGUAUCUGCAAACAGUGGAUCGGCCUGUUGAUCACUAUGCCUCUCUUAAGCGUCAGUCCCAACUCAAAGCAUAAAUGUAGCCCUGUCUGGCUCAUCUGUAUGUUCCUGGGCCUCUCUGCUGUACACACUCAUGCCAAAGAUGUGCUUAGUGUACCCCAGCAAGUAAGCCUGUCAGCCAGCACGCAUACACAGCAGCUAUCCAUAUCUUGGCUGGGAGGAGCAGCCACGACAUUUGACCUCAUAAUUCUAAGAACUGAACUCAAUGAAACUGUCUUCUACGAGACCCUGUCUGUGUCAGUGAAUCAGAUGAGUGGUUGGCACCAGUGGAACUGGACCUCAGCUGAACCUUUGGAGUGUACCUCACUGUCAAUCAAAAUUCGUUCAAGAGAUGGACAGGCAACAAGUGAAUGGAGCAAGACUCAAAUACAUCAAGGAAAUGAUUUCCCCAGCAAUGAGAAAUUCCAGAUGUACCCCCAGGACAGUGUCCAACCUGUGGGGUCCAACACAACCUUCUGUUGCAUUGUGGGAGAAGGAAAAGACUUUGGUAGCAUCCACUACGGUAGCACAGUCAUGAACACGACACGACUGAGCAGGCGAAGUUACGCCACUACAGCGUUUAAUCAGGCACCAUCCAGAACCUCGGGAACCAACAUCUUCUGUUUGGACAGCCAGAUGUCAAUGGCUGGAACAGUGAUAUUUGUUGGAUAUCCACCACUGCUCAGUGAUUUUGUGUGUGAGACUCAUGACUUAGUGACAGCUGUAUGCCGAUGGAAUGAAACACGAGACACACUCCUCUAUGGCAAACGAAGAACACACUUCUGGCUGAACAACAGGGAGUGCGGAGAGGACAACCCGCAGCAGAGGGUGAGAGAGUGUAGUGUGGCCCAGUGGGAGGGUAACUACACACUACUAGCUGUGAAUCCUCUCGGCCAGUACAGCCUCACUGACUCUGCUGAACUCAGUCACAGAUUUUAUCCAGUAGCACCGGACAACCUGAACUCUGUUGUCCAUGCCUCGAAUGCCACUGUGCUGUGGGAGUGGAAGUACAAUAGCUAUUCCUCCGUGGCUCUUAUCUGCCAAGUAGAGCUUACCUCCCAGGGAUCCAAAAGAUAUCAUACCAUCUCUGGUGUGGGCCUGCGGUCGGUCGUUCUAUCAGACCUUUAUCCUGAUGAAGAUUACAGUGUGCAAAUCUGCUGCGGUUCCCAGCAGAAUUUCUGGAAGUGGGGAAACUGGAGCAAACCAUUUACCUUCAAAACCAGCAUUGAUGUUCCAGAUGCUCCUGAUGUGUGGAUGUGGAUGAACAGAGACAACACUGGGCAGGUCAUUUGGAAGCCUCUGACAAAAAGACAGAGCCAUGGUCAGAUCACAGGUUAUGAAGUCACUCUGUGGAGCUCUGAAGAAAAUGUACAGCACACAAAAUUGUUUUCACCAGAUACCACUGCUGCACCGAUCAACCUCACACAGAUUGCUACCUUCAGCAGUGACAACAAGAUCACAGCAACCGUCAAUGCAAAGAACGCUGCCGGGUUAUCGCAGCCUGCAAGCGUAGUUAUAUUUCUGCGUUUGACAGAUAUGGAACCCCCUGCGGUGUCCAGGGCAGUUUAUAUGGGCAGAGGUUUCCCUCUGUCCUGGCAGAGCGAUGCCAACGCUACCUGCAGUUAUGUGGUAGAGUGGCAUGAUGCGUUCUGCACACGAGACUGUCCUGUGGAGUGGAUCACGGUGGCCGCUGGAAUCACUAAUGUUUCUGUUGAGUCAGCCAACUUCCAGCCAGGUGUGAGGUACAAAUUUUCGCUGUACAGCUGCAUCUCAGUGGCCCCAGAGCUGCUGCAGCGCUGGCAGGGAUACAUGCAGGAGCUGGUGCCUUCCAGUUCUGUCCUCCUGUCAACCAAUCAGCAGGACUCUGAUGUCCUCCUCACCUGGGAAGAGAUCCCACCAGUCAACAGAAGAGGUUUCCUCCUGGGCUACAACAUUUACAACAGUACUGGCUCUGAGCUCAAACUUCUAGCCAAUCUGCCAGGCAAAGGAAGCAGGAGCUACACAGUAAAGGGACUCUCUGAGGGCCCCCAUAAAUUUACUGUCAAGGCCUACACUGCAGCAGGCGAGGACACAGGCGCCACUGCUUCCAUAACUCUGGAGCCGUACAAUGAUUGGCUUAUCCUGGAAAUCCUGACUUCUCUGGGAAUCACAGCAUUGUUCCUGGUCAUUGUCACUUUCAUUUGCUACAAGAAAAGAAAAUGGGUGAAGAAGGCAUUCUAUCCUGACAUACCUGAACCCAAAGUGCCAGGUGAUUGGUCCAGGGCACAGGGGCCGUUGGAUGUGAAGCCAUCUUCCCACAGUAUCAUCCAUAUUGUAGAAAAGCCUGAGUGGGAUUCUAGUAAAGAAGCUCUUGUCGUCAUUCCUGAAGAAGAUGAGGACGAAGAGGGGCAGGGGAUUGGAGAUGAGCCAGUUGACACAGAUGAGCUGACGUCAUUACGCUACUACAACCAUGUAGUAGAUGAGAGGCCCAUAAGACCACGUUUCCCAGACUCCUCUGCUUCUUCUGCAUCUUCUUUGGAUUCAGCACGCACUGAUGUGACAUACACAGGGAUCCAGACCUCAGGGUCUUCUUUGGUCUUCCAGCUAGAGCCACAGGCCUCCUCUGAGGGCCACCAACCCCAUGCUGAUCUCUCUGUCAGCGGUGGAGGUGGAUUUGGAGGAGGGGGCUACCGGCCUCAGAUGCAGCCUACAGCCUCAUGUGAUGACAUGAACCUAGAUUCACCUGAGCCUUUCCUAGAGCCCCAGGCCGCCAGUGCUGGUGGUUAUAAACCCCAGAGCUCCUGGCAUUUGGACUCCCCCAUGGAGGCUGGGGAAAGUGGCAGCUUGGCACCCUCCCUUGGAUCCCCAACCUCAGUUGCUUCCACUCAGUUCCUCCUCCCUGAUGGAGAAGAACAUGCAGAGGAGAAACGACAGCUGUCAUCAUCAGCAGCAACCUGGUUCACCAAUCUGCUGUCAUCUACAAAACCAUGAUAUCAUCUCUAUCUCACUAUUAGCAGCCAGGCCAUGGGGUGGGGGGUACAUAAAACUUUCAGAUUCAUUGCUGUUACGAGUGUCGUGCAUCAGUUUAAUCCCUAUGGUCUAGGUAAAGAUCCCCACUGAUGUAGCAAUACAUCCCUAGAUUUGCACUUUGACAGCUGGUUAAUAAUGCUAUUUAAGGUGUUAAUUCCAAACAUACAGAAAUACAUAUAUAGUUAAUUUCUCUUUCAUGGAAGUAUCAUAAAUCAAAGUCUAUAUAUUUACGUGUCAAAACAUUUUUACUCUGACAACAAAUGUCAAAUGAAAACAUUUCAUCAGACCUCUUUUCCACACUAUUUAUUGCACCCCCUGGCAACCUGGUGGCUGUUAAAAUAAAUCCUUUCACUGCCUUUUCUGUAACUCCCUACGAUGGGCAUUUAGCAGGGGCAUAUCCUAUGUUUGAGCUGAGUAUAUCAAGUUUUUAACUUGCAAUUCAAAUGUUUUUAUUUUUUGUGAUGUGACCUUUACUACACUAUAGAAGAAAACUGAAAGCAAGAAAGUCUUGAUCCAAAUGACACCGUAAAAAUAAAGGACAUUUUCAAAUGAACACUACAGAAGACAGCUUGAAUAGAAAGUAGCAAAGUAGACAGAAAACCUCCUUCUUCUCUCAGUAUCCAUAUCUUCUGCUGGACCUCUGUUUGGGGUAAUCUUGCCAGCUUUAUGACAACUGAUGAGCUACUGAAAGGAAAAAAAAGGCAUUUUGCUGAAAAAAGUCAGUCAGUCUGAACAAUGGAAUGUUAACUGAAAGAUGCACUUAUGGAUGAGAACAGUCAUUAUGUUACACAGAUACAGGAGUGGUGCUUUCUAUUAUAGUUUGAAAUUAUGUGGGUGAUGAGCAGAUAUACACUGAUAUAAGCUAGAACAUGAAUACAAACUGAUGUAAUAUAAUGAACAAGUACUAUUGCGUACUUAUUUUUGCUGUUUUGUCUUCCUCAACCAGUAGAGUUUUUUUUCUCUUGUUAAGACAUGCAUUUCACAGUAAGGCCAGUGUUCUUUUUUAAUUUUAUGUGUCAUGAAUUAUCCUCAAGUUGGUGAUUGGUGGUUUUGAACAAAUUUUAACUUGGAUGGGUAAUUACAGCGUUUAAAUCACCUUUUAUACACUGCCUUGCUCCUAAAUGUCAUGCGUAAUGAAAAUGAAUUUCUGCAGUAAUGCACUUCAGAACGAACUGAUCACAAAUGUGUUGGCUCUGAGUGUAAUGUGCAAAAAAUUGUGUUUUUAAUCAGUUUUAGUGAGUGCUGACAUCUCAAAAUUUUGGUUACAUUAUAAUGGUCAUGAUGUUACUCUUAGCCUUGUCAGUAUAUUUGUGUGGAUUUGAUGAAUCCUUUUUCUUUGGUUGCUUUGUUUAAGCUUGUUUAUUUUUUAGGGAGAUUUAAAUCUACAUUACAUUUAAAUCUUUUUUAAAUGUGACUAUUUAUCUUUAUUCAUAGCAGACUAUUCCUGAAGCCACCUAAAUUUUAAGUUUGUGAUUGGAAAAAGGGACCAAGGGAAAAGCAUAUACUAGGAGAUGCUAUCAUAUAGCUUUUGUUGACAAAAAUUCUCAGAAAUGACCUUGUGAACAGUGGUUUCUUGACAGCACUUUGGCAUCUCUGUAAUGGUGUCAAACACAGGGCACUAAUUGCCCAAGUACACUUCACAUACCCCAUUAGCUCUCCACCCAUGUGUAUAGAGUGGGUGUUAAGGAUGCACCAGUGGCUGGGCUUCCCAAAAGCAUCAUUAUGCAAAUAUUAUCCUUUGACUGUCUAAUGAAGUGGUAACCAGGAUGUUUAUCGUAUUUUUCAGUUAGGCCUUGGCUUGCCUUUGUGGCAGCCUGUGGUCUGUUGUUUCUCAGUGCCUCCAGCCAACAAGCUUUAAGUAAAACUACUGUGACAUGAAUGAUGACUUAGAUUAACUAUAAUGGAUGGCUCCACUGAUGAACUCAUAACAGGCAGGCAGUCCUCUUUGACUACUGAGAAAAAUGUAUCCCCUCUUUCUCUUUAUCUUGUAACACUGAUCUGAAUUUUAACUUGUUUAGCGGGAAAAAUGGUUGAAAGCAUUUGUCAAAAGCUAAACCUUUCACCAGUCAAACUGAGUAAAGAAUUUCAUUGUGUGAGAUCAAUGAUCACUUCAAGGCAGUGUUAAUGGGUGGAUAUAGUUUUGAGUAUUUAAACAUGGCUGCAGAUUGUUUUCCUUUGAAGCCUGCUUUCUCAAACCAGCAGAGCUUUGGAGACUAACCUAUGAACGCUAUGUGUUACAUGCUUUUAUGUUGAUUUGAAUCAACAAAAUGGCACCUUUUUUUAAUUUUUUUUUUUCCAAAUCUUUGUUUUUAUAUGACUAACUGUACAUACUUGUAAUUUUCCUUAGUUUUUUUCUUCUGACAAUACAAGAUGCUAUGUUGUUUUACAUUAGAAAUUAUAUUACAAAUACUGCAACUUGCAAAUGCAGACUAACGAUCUUUCUUGAGAGAAUAAAGACAGAUGUUUGUUGAUGACACCAUAUAUAUAGAGUCCUAUAAACUGCAGUUGUAGAGCAUCACACUUUAACUUUAUAUUUGUUGUGUGCUUAAAGACAUAGACCUUAAAAGAAAAAAUCAUGUAAACUGAAUUAAAAUUGUGAUCCUGUCCUCUUAUAAUAUUUUAGCCUGCUUUGCAUUCCUAUUCUAUCACAGCAGUGUUGCUUUGCCAGAGACAUUAUUAGUAGGGUCAAAGUGUUCAUCAUGCAGACUCAUAUAUGGCAUUCAAUUUUCUGUUCAGUCCAUUAUUGUUUUGUCCAUUGUCGAUCCACAUUUUGAAGUGGAAGCUGUGUUUACUCUGUAGAGCGUUGCAGUUUUGAGGUUUAUACAGCAGGGUACUCUUGCUGCCUUACACAUCUUCAUCUCUGGCUCUAAAUGUUUUGCAAAAUCGAUGCAUGCUGUAUAAACUAUUACUACAAAGCAGUGGCUCAUAAAUACAUCAACUUCAUGUCUAUGUUACCCAAUGGCUUUAAAGCACUAACACUGACUAAUGUGCAUGACAACAUGACUGAAGUAUUGUGCACAUGAAAAAGGCUUUCAUUUCUAAUAAUGCUUUAAAGUUCACAAUAUUUUGCAAAAUAUUUUGCUAUUGAUGGAAUGAAAAGAGUGAAAUGCCGCUGUGUGAAUGAAUAAAUGUUAACACUAACAACACAGACUGAAAUGCUACUUGUUUAAAGGCAAUAAAGUUAUUUGUCUGGCCACUG
This is a messenger RNA of Toxotes jaculatrix (banded archerfish), 6463 nucleotides long. It is a transcript of the gene lifra, whose product is annotated as LIF receptor subunit alpha a. The transcript has 18 exons. Bases 256 to 3225 code for a protein of 989 amino acids. The record is from RefSeq and is a predicted model, not a curated record. NCBI's taxonomy places the organism in Eukaryota, Metazoa, Chordata, Actinopteri, Toxotidae. Gene Ontology annotation, molecular function: protein binding.